AUGUCGACCGCGUUUCAAAGGAAAAUAGGCGCGGCUCACGCGCGAUUUGGUAAUCCGCGAAAACAGCCUGCUCGGCACCCCACGCGAACUGAAGAAGAGGAAAGAAAAACUCGCGCGUGCGUCGAGCCGGAUGGAGCUUCGCGCUCUUCUGUUCUUACAAGACAAGAUGAAAAGAAAAUACUACAUCACCGCGACCGAAAAAAGUACUCGUACAAACGCCCGCGCGUCCCUCAGAUCAUGCACGAGAGCGUCUCCUCGAGCACGGGGGUCUGGAACCACCGCGACUGCCAGUCGUCCGCGGGCGCGACGUUGUCCAUCGACUCGUGA
Messenger RNA from Micromonas pusilla CCMP1545, 327 nucleotides. RefSeq lists its product as uncharacterized. The coding region runs from base 1 to 327 and encodes 108 amino acids. The record is from RefSeq and is a predicted model, not a curated record. The transcript has a single exon. NCBI's taxonomy places the organism in Eukaryota, Viridiplantae, Chlorophyta, Mamiellophyceae, Mamiellales, Mamiellaceae.